AUGGACCCACCCAACGUGCCGUCGUCGCCGCAGGCGCCGCCAGACCUCACCCCGCUCAGCGUGACUCCCUCCUUCCGCACGGAGACUCUCGUUACGCUGGAGAUGGCGCAGGGCGUCACGAUCAAUCGAGAAAAACUCUCGGAAUGGCACCACAAGAUACGCUCAAGGCUCUUUGCGCUCGUGUCGGGUUUUUUUGUCCGCUGCCGCGUGGAGGACUCCACCGAUGGCAAGGCGUUGUACAAAGUUGGCCGCAUCAAGACUCUGAAACCGGACUGGUCGGUUGAACUUGACCUCAUCACGACCGAAGAAAUCAACUCGGGCCGCAGCAACACAAACUACGACUGCAUCAGCAAUGCGAAGAUCACCCCCGUGGAGUUUAACACCUUUAUCUCCAAGGUGCCCCCGGAACUUAUACCAAAUGUAUUUAACACUGUCUUCAAGAUGGAGGAACGCCUGCGGCUUUUGGAAACUGUGAUAUUGGUGGAACCCGCAUUCCAUGGGAAACGCAAGGAUGAAAGGCGCGCUCAUGAGGCUUCUCAAGGCAUUGGGGGUGCGGCAAACUUACCGGAAAGGUAUGUCUUUUCACAGAACGUGCUUCUCUGUGAGGAUGAUUUUGUGAACCUUCCACAAACCGUUACAAUUGUGGAUUUGCUGCAGAACGCCGUGGGACAAAAAGGGGUGGCGGAACCAGACACGCCACGGGCGGGUAUGGUACCGGGCUCAACGCCGAAGUCUCGGGCGUUUGAUGAGGCAGUGGCCAGUCACAGUACGAUGCUUCAAUUGCAGGACAUGCGAAAUUACAUGAACUCCCCCACGCAGCCGCAUGUCGAUGCGGCUCGUCUCAUUGAGAUGAUACGUCGCGCAGCAAAUUCUACUCGUAAUGGAUUUGCUUACGAAAACCUUCCGGAGUUCUGCAAACUUGUUAUUUCUGUAUGUAAUCAAUGCCGUGAGGUGGUGACACGGGAACCGCUUUUCGUUCGUCUCAAAUCACCUAUUACAGUUUUUGGUGAUAUUCACGGUAAUUUUGCCGACAUGGCGUAUUUUUUGGAGAAGGUGGUGGGGUUUGAUGACAUUAUGCUCAAGUACACCACAACCCAUCUUCUGUUCCUUGGCGACUACGUGGACCGAGGGGCCUUUUCCUUAGAAUGUGUGAUGUACCUUCUUUCUCUGAAGCUCAUUAACCCGGCGAAGGUGACAUUGCUGCGUGGAAAUCAUGAGUCACCGGAGGUGAAUGGGGACAUGGAUGUGUACGGCUACAGCUCUUUCAAGUAUCAGUGUCUUGAAAAGUUUGGUCGGGAGCGCGGCAUUGACGUCUGGGUCGCUGUGAAUGAAGUGUUCCAGUUUCUUCCUGUGAUUGCCGAUAUUGAUAGGAAGAUCUUCUGCGUUCAUGGUGGGCUCCCACAGUACACGGGUGGGGAGGAUAAGCGGCUGGAGAUUCUCUCCGAUCCUUCUUUUCCCCGCAUCCCUGUAGUACAGUGCACGGACCCGACCAACGUAGCGCAGCGCAUGAUGGUGAAUGACUUGCUGUGGUCCGACCCUGCCCCACCAAACCAUCAACUUGACAAGUACGGUUUUGGGCCGAACCCGCGUGGGCCUGACAUUAAGACCUUUGGUUCCCGCGCCGUGGAUAUGUUCUGUGAGCGCUACAACUACCAAUACAUCUUUCGUGCCCACCAAGAGAAGGCGGAUGGGCUACGCUUGUCCGACAACGCCCGUGUUGUGACCAUCUUCUCCACCUCUGACUAUGCCGGGCAUCAAAACGGUGCAGGCUGCAUCUUAGUAGCCAACGGAAAGAUGCGUAUGGCCAUCAAAAAGCCACAAAGACAGGAACCCAAGGAUAUGAAGGGCACUGUUUCUCCACGCGCGCCGGGUAAGAGCAUCCCCGGAUUUGUGCCCCGCCUUAAGCGCAUGUAG
Molecule: messenger RNA, 1914 nt
Organism: Trypanosoma rangeli
Lineage: Eukaryota; Euglenozoa; Kinetoplastea; Trypanosomatida; Trypanosomatidae
Product: putative phosphoprotein phosphatase
Exons: 1
Coding region: 1-1914 (637 amino acids)
Cellular component (GO): cytoplasm; nucleus
Molecular function (GO): protein serine/threonine phosphatase activity; DNA binding
Source: RefSeq, a predicted model, not a curated record